Molecule: messenger RNA, 3726 nt
Organism: Leishmania braziliensis MHOM/BR/75/M2904
Lineage: Eukaryota; Euglenozoa; Kinetoplastea; Trypanosomatida; Trypanosomatidae
Exons: 1
Coding region: 1-3726 (1241 amino acids)
Source: RefSeq, a predicted model, not a curated record
AUGCCAAAGACAACGACCUCGUCAUCCUCCAAGUUGCACACCGCCUCAUCCGUUACUCGAGGCAGCGCAGCGGCAACUGCUGCUACCUUCACCUCCACCCCCGCGACCGACAUCGCCAUACGAUCUCUCUGGGAUCGUACGUUCUCGAAUGGCGAUACAUACCGCGGUGAGGCGCUCUACGUCAACGACAAGGACCGAAAACCUGUGAAAGAUGGGAAGGGAUGCUACACGUGGGCUUCCAGCGGGGCUGCGUACGAUGGAGACUGGAAGGGCGGACUGCCACACGGUACGGGGGUGGUGAGCGUGCCUGGAGUCAACGGCUACGAGUACACGGGGGAGUUCAAAGAUGGAAAACGCAGCGGCAAAGGGUGCUGCCAAUUUUCCAACGGUCGGGUCUACGAGGGUGAGUGGAGAGAAGACGAGAUGAACGGGACAGGUACCCUGCGUGGCGCGUCGAACGUGGACGACUUUACUGAAUACACGGGCGGCUUCCAGAAUGGGAUGCGCAGCGGACGGAAGGGGAGGUGUAUCUACGCUAACGGAGACAUCUACGAUGGCGCCUGGGCUGCAGGGAAGCGCCAGGGAUUCGGGGAGUGGCAGCUGCAUAGGCCGGCAGUGAGUGCUACAGCUGCGACUGCAGCUCGCCCUGUUCGCUACCGGGGUGCCUUUGAGCGCGACGCGCCACAAGCGAGCAGCAGUGGUGAGGCAGAGCUUGAGUACGCAGAUGGAAGCCUCUACGCUGGCGGCACUGACGCGCAGAUGCGGCGGCACGGCAUGGGUGUUCACCGUCUCGCUAAUGGGGAUGUGUUUGAAGGCUCGUUUGCUCAGGACCAGCGCGAAGGUAAGGGUAUUUUGCAAGGAAGCGAUGGCGCGGUGUGCGAGGGGUAUUGGCAUAAUGGUCAGCUCAAUGGGGAGGUGCGGAUCACGUUCGCCGCCCUGUCGUCGUCGCUUGCCUCCGCCUCUUACUCGGCGGCCCACCCGGAGGACAUUCGCACUACCUCCUCGGCAUCCAUUGCGAGUCUGCUGCGGCUGAACCAGCCAGAGCAUGCUGCCCAUCCGAUGAAGACGUAUCAUGGCCCGUGCGUUGCGGGCAUAUUCACCGGUAGCUCUGCUAUCAUCACGUACAUGGAUGGGAGCAGCUACCACGGCGCUGUGCGCAACGGCGUCCCUCACGGUGCGGGUAUUUUACGCGAUCGACCCCUACCCUGCUCUACUGGCGUGCGCGGCACCAGCGCUGACGGUGUUGUUCGCAAGCGCAUUCCAGCCACGUGCGUACCACUUGACGUGCUGCUCACACUCAUUUUCUACGAGGGAACCUUCUCCAACGGCGAGGCGGAUGGUAGCGGUACUGGAGAGUGGCACACAGAGUCGUCAACACAGCUAGCCCCAUCACACUCGUCGUCGCCGACCGAGGCGCCGAUCACGCCUCACAAUUUCAUGCAAGCGCUAGGGACGGGGCUGCGCUGCUGGACCCCUGUCAUGUAUGGACGCCUAGAUGGAACUUACACAGGAAACUGGGCGCGUGGCCUCCCCCAUGGACAGGGAAUCUGGCAGUGGUCGGACGGGUCGCGUUACUCUGGAGGGGUGGCGCAGUACGUGCCCAGCGGUGCUGGCACUUUGACAAGCGCGUCGUCUGUCCAGUACACCGGUGACCUUCAGGAGGGCCAGGCGGAGGGAAGCGGUGUGUGGGAGGACAAGGCACGGGGUCUCAAGUACGAGGGGCAGUGGCUGACUGGUCAGCCCCACGGGUCCGGUGUGGCCACAUUACUGGCCGUAGCAUUGCCACCCUCUCUUCAGUCAUCCGCGCCAACGGUCUCGGUGAGCUCGCACAUGUACGAGGGGUCGUGGGCAGACGGAAAGCCAUCUGGCCAAGGCAGGGAGUACACCUCUGAGGAUCGUCGCCACGUCGCCUACGAGGGCGGCUACGUCGACGGGUUCCGCGAGGGCGAAGGGACCAUCUCUUUUGACGACGCGGGUGGCACCACCGGCGACCCGAGCCUGACACCGUCACCUGGGAUGUCGCUGCCGCGCUAUCUUAAGUACAAGGGCAACUUUCUACGAGGUGCUCCCGGCGGCGGCACUGGCUGUUUAACCCUUAGCAACAAGACCAGCAUUGAGGGUGGCUUCGAUGCACAGCUGCAGCUGCUGCCCGACAGGGAUGUCAGCAUCAGAUCGGGGAACGAGACGUGGACGUUCAAGGGCGUCUACUACGCGGCGAAGCACACGGGUUGUGGCGUCAUGACCUUUGCGAAUGGUGACGUGUACAACGGCGAGGUUGAAGACGCCAGCUGCGGAGACGGAAGGCAGCAUCAGCAGUCUCUCUUCAAUCUACAGCGUCACGGCCAUGGCACUUACAAGUUCGUGGAGGGCAACCAGCUCCGCUGCACAUGGCGGCAUAAUGUCCUUCACGGCGCCGGCACAUACACGUCGUCGGACGGUGUGCAGACAGAGCGGAAGUACGUAGAUGGAGUGCUGGUGGGUGACGCAGUAGUUGCCAAUGAUGGCGGCUGCGGCGGUGCGCACCUUGAAGUGGACACCGGUGCCAUCAAGGGCAACGUCUUUACUCCUGAGAAUGAGUUCCCAAACACGCUGUCGGCGGAGGCGCUAAAGUCCCGUAUGCCAGAGUUGCAGAGGCAAUCACAGUCGCAGUCGCGGAAGCGGCAGCCCUUCGCCUUUAUACGGAAGGGAGAAGCCCGUCAAGCCUCCGCGGCCGGUGAGGCAGCGGUAGUCAGCAGUGCUGCCCCUACAGGGACGUCCUCGGCGACCCCAGUGCAACGACGCAGUCCACGACACGACUUGAAGGAUGCAAAGCGACAGCUGGCGCCGCCGCCCACCGCCGCAAACCAGAAGCGUAGCCCUCGUACCUCUGCCGUUGGCUCCGCGCCGCUAAAUGACAUUGGCGCUAACGGAGGUGACGGUGGCGGCAGCCACCCGCGCGCGACCCGUUACGGCCCCCUGCCGUCGACCAAAGGUGUGCCCACUGACGUCUCGUCGCCGCGCUCGACGCCCAAGUACAGCCUGCGGCGACCCCAGCGAGCGGCUAACAAUGCGCCUCCUCCUGCCACCGUUCCAUCCUCUGGUGACGGUACGUCACCCACUGCCACAGUGCCGACAGACGCAGUACUCUUCCUCAUGCGCCGUGCCAAGGACGGCACUGGCGGCGCUGGUGCCACCGCGCCGACAUCCUCUGCGUAUCUCUCGAAGUUUCAGGCCGGCAUCCGCCAGCUCGACGCGGUAACGCGGGCUGACUCAGCCACCCCUUCCACGGCAUCCGGCUUCCUGACGCCGACAGCGACAGAUUCGUCGUUCCCCGUCGCCACAUCGACGCAGUUCGCUUCACGAGGUCGACUCAGCUCUGCACUGGCAGCUGGGCGGGCCCAGGAGGUUCAGCAGCGGGUGCUCAAGCCUCUCAAGGGCUCUCUCAAGGCAUUGAUGGAUGCCGCGAGUUCGAUACGCAACAGCCAAGAGGAUGAGAUUCAUCUCCUCACCGAGGAGCUGCGGGCACUGAACGAGCGUAUUUGGCAGCUGCGCUUCACGCUGGCGUCGAAAGAAGAGGAGGACAGUGACAGGGGCGCAGGCAGGAGGGCCUACGUGAAGGCGGCACCGCCGACGAAAGCGACAGGAAAGCGAUCAUCCACCUCCAAAGAGGACCUCGACGCCCUCGUGCAGGAACGGCGCGUAAUAAUGGAAAAGCUACAGUACGUUCUGAACGAGUCGGUAGAGUAG